AUGCUUGAGAAAUUUAAGAAUUACAUUAUCAGUGAAUCGGAUCUCAAAGAUGGUCUCGAAAGUGAAGUUGCUGAGCACGUACCUGAACAGCACAAAGAAUAUCAGAAAUAUUUGGCAUUGGUCGCUAAAGCUUUCAGCCAAAACAGACCGGAAUAUCUACUUCGACUGUACACUCUUGAAACACCACUCUAUCGUGCACUUCUUGCCCCAAAACUAUCAACUUCAAUUAUGGUAUUAUUAAGUAAACUAAAACCGUGUUAUUUCCAAGGUCUUUCUUAUCGUGGUCUUAAGAUGACAACAGUUGAUCUAGGUGCAUAUCGAUGGCCAUUGAAAAAUAAAUAA
Molecule: messenger RNA, 342 nt
Organism: Rotaria sp. Silwood2
Lineage: Eukaryota; Metazoa; Rotifera; Eurotatoria; Philodinida; Philodinidae
Source: the annotation of a GenBank genome assembly